UGAACAUUAAGUAUACAGUCAUGCGCGUGAAAACCCAUAUUUAACACGAGAUUGAUUCUUUGUAUUAGUAACUGACGGGGAAAAACCUCACGAUAAUUUAUCAAGGUUGUUUUGUUGACGCAGUAAAGAAUUGAGUCAGUGUGAUAAUGCGUUUGGUGAGUAAAUCAUGUGCGGUUUGACGAAUAUCUUUGAAAGAUUGCAAUCGUUUGUUUCUGCACGCUGCCUGUUCAUUUGAAUAUAGGAAUAAUAUAUAGAAUUAGGGUUAAAAAGGUGGUGGUUUUUGUGGAACAAAUUGCAUAUUUCAGGAUUUAUUUGUUUCUUCAAUUAUUGCAUUUAAAAAUGCCGGAAAUAUAUGAAAACUACAUGAUGAAAGAAGCAUUUGGUGGUCACCACGAGUAUGGCAAUUAUGGAAAUGAUCCAAUGUUAAUUAGCAGUACUAAUGCAAUGAGUCUUUACAACAAUUCUAUAGAUUUUCAAUGCAAUUUUAAUUCUGGUUCACCUAUGUCUACUACUUCAUCACCAUCACAUAUACCUACAUAUAUGUCGUUAGAUAAUUACACUGUUGUAGGUGAACCACAUAUUGUCAUAAUAGAUCAACCGGUAGAAAAAUUUAGGUUUCGCUAUAAAUCUGAAAUGAUCGGUACACAUGGAACUUUAAGUGCAAAUAAUAUAAUGGCCAAUAAAAAGGGUGCUCCUACCGUUGAAUUAAAAAAUUAUCGUGAAAAAGCAAUAAUACGCUGUACAGUAGUUACAUCAGACGAUAAAAGACCAAGAAUUCCACAUGCUCAUCAUUUGAUCAGAAGGAAUGGACAUAAGGAUUGUGAUGAUCCCCAUGAGAUAGAAGUUUCUCAAGAAAAUGGAUAUACUGCUGUAUUUUAUGGAAUGGGUAUAAUACAUACAGCAAAAAGGAAUGUUAAAGAUGAGCUUGUACGAAAAAUUAAAAUGGAGAUACUAGAAAAUCGUAGAAGGAAAAAUAUUAAUGCAACUAUUUCAACACGUGAUGAAUUACAGAUUAAAGCUGAUGCAGAAAUUUAUCAAAAAUCGAUAAAUCUUAAUAGCGUAGCUCUAUGCUUUCAAGCUUUUAUUUUAGAUGGAAAUAAUGUUAUGGUGCCAAUUACAGAGCCUGUUUACUCUAAUCCAAUUAAUAAUCUUAAAAGUGCUCUUACUGGGGAGCUGAAAAUCUGUAGAAUUGAUAAAUUUACAAGUUCUUGCGAAGGCGGAGAAGAAGUAUUUAUGCUUGUAGAAAAAGUUGGAAAAAAAAAUAUCAAAGUAAAAUUUUUUGAAUUGAAUGAAGAUGAUCAUGAAAUCUGGUACGAUUAUGGUCUCUUUACUGAAUUAGAUGUACAUCAUCAAUAUGCUAUUGUAUUUCGCACUCCGCCAUAUAAAGAUUUAAAUAUUACUGCUUCAAAAGAAGUUUUUAUAAAGUUAGAACGACCAAGUGACCAUGAUUAUUCAGAAGCUGUUAAAUUUAUAUAUAAGCCAAGUGACAAAUGUCUAGGAAGGAAAAGGCCACGUGUGUCUUAUUCAAAUAGUAUGGAAUUGACGCAAUGUUUACCUCCUGUGGAAAGAAAUGAUUCUUUUUUAAAAUUGAACGAUAGUCGAGAAAUCUCUAACGAAUUUAAAAAACUCAUUUCAGAAGGUUGUUCAUCUGCAGAAUUACGUCAGUUCAUUACCAAUAUAGACCUGGAUAUGUAUACGCAUCUAGUAGCUAAUAGUGAAGAAGGAGUGCUCACAUCUGAUGGUGCAUCUACAAAAAAACCGGAUGACGAUGCCAUGUUUGCUAAGGAUAUUUUUAUGGAAGCCAUUAAUAUUGUUAAUUCAGGAAUGAAUGAAGCAAGUGGAGAAAUUAAUCCUAGUAAAAAAAAACAAUUAAAAAAUUUAUUUAUGCAUCGUUCUACCUUUGGUGACUCACCAUUACAUGUAGCUCUACGUUAUGGUCAAUUUGACAUUUUCAAAUAUAUUUUGAUACUUACGGGGAUUGAUUCAGAAUAUCAAACAGUUGUAAAUAUUCAAAACAGUACAGGCAAUACACCAUUACAUUAUGCAGUAUUACAAAAUCAACCAGUUAUCAUAAAAUCAUUAUUAGAACUUGGAGCAGAUCCAAAUACAUGUGAUGACCGAGGUUUAUCUCCAUUACAUGUUGCUGUAAAAAUACCUAAUGGCGUGGAAUGUGUUAAUAUCUUAUUAUCUAGUAAAUUAACUAAUAUGGAAAGUUAUACAGAUCUUGGAUGGACACCCUUACUACUUGCUGCUGAAGCAGGUUCAUAUGAUGCUGUAUCUUCUCUCAUUCGAGCUGGUGCUAAUGUAAAUAAUACGGAUAAAUCAUAUGGCCGUAGUGUAUUACAUAUAGCAGUUGAAGGAGGUCAUAAGGAAAUCGUUGAAUUUUUAUUGAAAAACACUAGCAUUAAUGUAAACAAGACUAACUUUACUGGAAAUACAGCAUUACAUAUUGCAGUAGCAUAUGCUGGAACAAGAGCAAAAGAAUUAUGUAAAUUAUUAAUAGAAUAUGGAGCAGAUCCAAAUAUUCAGAAUAAUAAUACGAACUCAGAUAAUAUUGAACAGACUGACCAGUCUGAAGAACAAAAGGAAAAUGAAGCUGUUAACAUAAAGCUUGAAGUAGAUUCUGAAGAAGAAAAUGAAGAAACACGUGGACAGACAUCCUUUGAUUUAGCCACCAAUAAGCCAGAAAUUUUACAAGUUCUUAAGACUCAUGAUAAAAAUACAGAAAAUGAUUAUGAUUUAGCUUUUACUACAAAAGAAGAAAUAUUGGAUGAGAGUAUAAAAGAAAACUGGUUGACUAACGAGAAUAAAAAAAACUUAGCCAUAAUUUUAGAAAAAACAUCAGCGUGGAAAAAAUUAGCUAGACAUCUAGAUAUUGAAUUUCUUAUAAAUACAGCGCGCCAAAACUUGUUAAGUCCAACUUUGUUAAUUUUAAAUUAUAUAGAUAUACAAGGUGACAUUUCACUUACGCAAUUACAUGAUAUAUUAAUUGAAAUCAAAGAACCAAAUGGGGCACAAUUUAUUGCUGAAAUUAUAAGGCAACAGUAAAGAGCAUAAGAAAUUUUAAUAUUUACUAAUAUUAUUUGUAUAAUUAAAUUGUAGAAUAUAAUGAUGCUAUAAUUAUUAAUUUCUUUACUACAUAGAUAUAUUUUAAUGCAUAAUUCAGAAUAACGAUUUAUUAUACAUUUUAAAUUAUACAAUUAUUAAUCAUUUUAAUUGUCAAUGGCCUUACUACAUUGGAUUACUUGUUUUCGAGUGAUUACUAAAGUCGUCAAGCAAUGUGAGCACACUUAAUAACACGGAUGAUGGUGAAAACCCAAAGAAACAAAAACCGUGUACUGUUGAUUGCGAGAACGCGUAUGUAGUGAAGUCAUUUGAUCCGUAAAAGAAAGAAUACGUAUUAAUCAUUGUAUUUGUAAAAUUAUUUAUAAUUAUAUUGUCUUGUUUAAGUAAAUAAUCUGUCUAUUU
This is a messenger RNA of Polistes canadensis, 3468 nucleotides long. RefSeq names its product nuclear factor NF-kappa-B p100 subunit (gene Rel). Bases 340 to 3048 code for a protein of 902 amino acids. Gene Ontology annotation, biological process: inflammatory response; innate immune response; non-canonical NF-kappaB signal transduction. The record is from RefSeq and is a predicted model, not a curated record. Gene Ontology annotation, cellular component: cytoplasm. Gene Ontology annotation, molecular function: protein binding; DNA binding; DNA-binding transcription factor activity. The transcript has 18 exons. NCBI's taxonomy places the organism in Eukaryota, Metazoa, Arthropoda, Insecta, Hymenoptera, Vespidae.